CCCCGCGCUGUGCUUCCGGUUAACCAAAGCGUGAUCAGCCGUGCUCAGUCUCUCUUCCCUUCUUCGGCUCACAGUAGAGGCGUCUCAUAGGACUCUCCCGGUUCCUUUACCUCUCUUUCUUCUCUUCCCGAUCGGAAUAAUCAUCAAGCCCAGCGGACAUGGCAUCAGCGCAAGCUCAGUCCAACCCUGGUCCAGCUCCUCAGCUGCAGAGGGGAAUAGUGAAGAUGGUCUUGUCUGGUUGCGCUAUCAUUGUUAGGGGCCAACCACGAGGAGGCCCCCCUCCAGAACGCCAGAUCAAUCUGAGCAACAUCCGUACCGGAGCUCUUGCCCGCCGUGCUGCACAGGCCCAGCCAGAAAGCAAGGACACACAAGAUGAGCCGUGGGCCUUCCAAGCGCGAGAAUUCUUGCGUAAGAAGGUUAUCGGCAAAGAAGUGUGUUUCACCGUCGACCGACCUAAAGGCGUUUUGACAAGAGAAUACGGCAUGAUGUAUCUGGGAAAAGACACAUCAGGCGAAAAUAUCGCAGAGUCCCUGGUGGCAGAGGGCCUCGCCACAGUGCGCAGAGAGGGCAUGAGAGGAAACAAUCCUGAUCUUGCAAGACUGAGUGAUUUGGAGGACCAAGCAAGGGCCUCCAAAAAAGGUCUGUGGUCUGAGGGUGGAGGUUCACAAACCAUUCGAGAUCUGAAGUAUACCAUCGAGAACCCUCGCAACUAUGUGGACUCUCUUCACCAGAAACCAGUCAACGCCAUUAUUGAACAUGUGCGAGAUGGCUGCACGGUCCGAGCACUUCUGCUGCCUGACUACUAUCUAGUGACAGUCAUGCUAUCCGGAGUCAAGUGUCCUUCAUUUAAACGAGAACCAGAUGGGAACGAGUCCCCUGAGCCCUUUGCCGCAGAAGCAAAGUUUUUCACAGAGUCCCGACUGCUACAGAGAGAUGUGCAGAUUAUUCUGGAGUCCUGCCCCAACCAGAUCAUCCUGGGCACCAUCCUUCACCCGAACGGAAACAUCACAGAGCUGCUUUUGAAGGAGGGCUUUGCGCGUUGUGUGGACUGGUCCAUCGCCGUGUACUCCCAGGGAGCCGAGAAACUCAGAGCGGCUGAACGGUCAGCGAAAGAGCGUAAAGUGAGAAUCUGGAAGAACUAUGUUGCUCCAACAGCUAAUUUGGACCAGAAGGAAAGACAGUUUGUCGCCAAGGUGAUGCAGGUCGUGAAUGCAGAUGCCAUCGUGGUGAAGCUGAACUCCGGGGAGUACAAGACCAUCCACCUGUCCAGCAUUAGGCCCCCGAGACUCGAAGCCGAGGAGAAAAACAAGGACAAAGAUAAACGAUUCCGUCCUCUGUACGACAUUCCUUACAUGUUCGAGGCACGAGAAUUCAUGAGGAAGAAGCUCAUCGGGAAAAAGGUUAAUGUCACGGUCGAUUACAUCAGAGCUGCCACCACGGCUUUGGAAACGAGUGGCGUCCCCGCCUUCCCAGAACGUACCUGUGCUACGGUUUCUAUUGGAGGAAUAAACAUCGCAGAGGCUCUAAUCAGUAAAGGUCUCGCCACAGUGAUCAGAUAUCGCCAGGAUGACGACCAGAGAUCUUCCCACUACGAUGAGCUUCUGGCGGCAGAGGCGAGGGCAAUCAAGAACGGCAAAGGACUUCACAGCAAGAAAGAGGUGCCUAUUCACAGGGUGGCUGACAUUUCCGGGGAGACACAGAAAGCCAAACAGUUUCUGCCGUUCCUGCAGAGAGCGGGGCGCUCGGAAGCCGUUGUCGAGUACGUGUUUAGCGGCUCUAGGCUCAAGCUCUACAUGCCCAAAGAGACGUGUCUCAUCACCUUCCUGCUCGCCGGUAUCGAGUGUCCCCGAGGGUCUCGGAACAUGCCGGGUGGGAUACAGGUUGCAGAACCUUAUAGCGAGGAAGCCAUGUUGUUUACCAAAGAGCUGGUUCUUCAGAGAGAGGUGGAAGUUGAAGUUGAGAGCAUGGACAAGGCUGGGAAUUUCAUUGGGUGGCUUCACAUCGAAGGCAUGAAUCUGUCAGUCGCUCUUGUGGAGAAUGCCCUGUCCAAGGUCCACUUUACAGCAGAGCGAAGCUCCUAUUACAAAACACUUCUUUCUGCGGAGGAACCCGCCAGAGAGCGAAAAGAGAAGGUCUGGGCCAAUUACGAAGAGAAACCAAUAGAAGAGGUGGCUCAGAUCACGGAAGAGAUCGAGCGGGUGCAGAAGUACAGACCUGUCUAUGUCACAGAGAUCACAGAUGGUUUGCACUUCUACGCACAGGAUGUGGAAACCGGUACUCAGCUGGAGAACCUGAUGGAGAGCAUGCGAGCAGAGAUCGCCGCCCAACCUCCGGUGGAAGGAUCCUUCACCCCGCGCAGAGGAGAUUUCUGCAUCGCAAAGUUUGCUGAUGGAGAAUGGUACAGAGCUCGUGUGGAGAAGGGCGAUUCCGCAGCAAAGGUUCACGUGUUCUACAUCGACUAUGGAAACAGAGAGAUAUUAUCGUCCACACGUCUUGCAGCCCUUCCUCCAGCCUUCAGCACACGUACGCUUCCUCCACAGGCUUCAGAAUACGCUUUUGCCUACAUUCAGGUCCCACAGGAUGAAGACGCACGGGCCGAUGCUGUGGACAGUGUGGUCAGGGACAUUCAGAACACACAAUGUAUGCUGAACGUGGAGUACAGCGGGACUUCCUGCCCGCACGUCACGCUGCAGUUUACAGACUCUAAAGAUGACGUGGGUCUGGGGCUGGUGAAAGAAGGGACGGUCAUGGUGGACGUGCGGAAAGAAAAACAUCUCCAGAAAAUGGUGACUGAGUAUCUGAAUGGUCAGGAAUCUGCCAAAAGGGCCAGGCUCAACAUUUGGCGUUAUGGAGAUUUCCGCGAAGAUGACGCAGAUGAAUUUGGGUUUAAACGUUAAGUCGCCAUUCCAAAGACCUUGUGGAAGAUGAUGCAUUCGUAGAGAACACAAACACACAAGUCACGAAAAUCUCAACAUACUUCAGUAUGCUCUUUUUUUUCAGAAUGGUAAAACACUUGCCUCUUUUUUUUUUUAAUCAUCUGUGCAUAACCUCUCUUUUGCCCAAGGACUUUGUUACUUUUGUUUUUUUAAGUAGGCUACAGAUGUUAAUCUAACUGUAGCUGCUUCAGAUAGGACCAACUUUAUUUCAUGGAAUCUUAAGUUUUCACAUUAUAGCCGAUUACCUUUUCCGCGUAAAUUUUUACCCAGUCACCAGCUGUCGAACCCCAUCAUUGCGAACCUGUUCCGCCCAAUCAGAUUUCUGUGUUUUGGGGCUAGACUUUUAAAGAUAUGAGGGAGAUGCACAGAGCAACCAUGAACUCAACAGCUUGCUGAGAUAACACCUCCUUAGAGAUAAGAUUCUAUAUUUAAAUAUAUAUAUGGAUAUUUUCAAGUUAGAUGCAAACGAUAGAUACAAGUGAACUUGGUGGGUGUAUUUUUGUCUCUGAUGAGAUCCGAGUGUUCAGUGGCAUUUCUGGGCAUUUGUACAGGAUGUGUGUUUUCUCUGUUUCUAUGGCAAAAGAAAAGCCUGCUUGCACCUUUACAAGCGUCUCGUGACCUCCCCUUCGACGAUUGCUCAACGGUCAUCAUUUCUUGCCUGUCAUUACAGAAACGGUGUUUGGAUUUUGUUUUCAUCGGAGUAAGAGCCUGUCAUUGUAUUUAAAUCUGAUAAAUAAAAAUGAGCAAAGUG
Triplophysa dalaica is the source of this 3687-nucleotide messenger RNA. It is a transcript of the gene snd1, whose product is annotated as staphylococcal nuclease and tudor domain containing 1. The record is from RefSeq and is a predicted model, not a curated record. Bases 159 to 2897 code for a protein of 912 amino acids. Gene Ontology annotation, biological process: mRNA catabolic process; regulatory ncRNA-mediated gene silencing. Gene Ontology annotation, cellular component: cytosol; RISC complex; nucleus. Gene Ontology annotation, molecular function: nuclease activity; RNA binding. Lineage: Eukaryota; Metazoa; Chordata; Actinopteri; Cypriniformes; Nemacheilidae. The transcript is spliced from 24 exons.